CAACCAUCCGAUGUUCGUUUUCUUUACAGAAGCCGAGGUAGAAGCUUGGCAUUACCAAACGGAGUCAAGUACUUUAACUCCUGAAGCGGAGUACCUGACGAACUGAAAGUACAUACAUUCUAACCUCUAUUUAUACUGUCUCAAGGCCUGAAAAGUACUUGAGUUCAAUUGAAAGACCCACCCAGCAGCAACAAUGGCCGCAUUCAAUGACGACAAAUCUGCGUCUAGCAAAACCUUCAUUAUCAACCACAUGAACGCGGACCACCAGAAAUCGCUGGCGAUGUACCUCCGUGUCUAUUGCAAUGUCGCCGAUGGAGACGCCAAAGCCGCACGGUUGGAAGACAUCACUCUGUCUGAUAUGCUCAUCAGCGCCAAGGGCACCCGCUACAGCGUGCCCCUAGAUCCACCCAUGAAAACAUUUUCCGAAACUCGACAGCGCGUGGUGGCAAUGCACAAUGAGUGUCUCCAACGGCUAGGGCGCUCGGAUAUCAUCAUCAAAGAAUAUAGAGCACCCCGAGGCUGGGAGGCGAUCAACUUUGCCGUGGUCGUAGCUACGUUAAUUGUGUUCUCUCGAGGCAGCAAUUUCCUGCCGGGGUCAUUGCUCUACGAGACAGCUGGUCUUGACAGGUUCCCAGCAUUCACUCAGUUUUGCCACACCGUCCAGCCCAUUCCAGGUACGCUUCUGCUGGGAAUUCAUGCUAUCGAAGUGGUUCUGCUGGCGGUGAAGCGCUUGAAACCUCACGGUGUGCCAUUUUUGUCUGGUGUAUGGUUUGCGUGGGUAGCCACCAUUAUGAUUGAGGGAGUAUUUGCAUUCCGGAGAUUUGACCGGAUGGUGAAGGAAGAGCAAGUGAAGAGGGAGCAUCGCAAGUAGUAAGAAGAUGCACUACGGAGUACAUGUGGCAAACCGGUCCACAUAGGGGGAAGGCCUAAC
Messenger RNA from Aspergillus caelatus, 931 nucleotides. RefSeq names its product DUF2470 domain-containing protein. NCBI's taxonomy places the organism in Eukaryota, Fungi, Ascomycota, Eurotiomycetes, Eurotiales, Aspergillaceae. The record is from RefSeq and is a predicted model, not a curated record. The transcript has a single exon. The coding region runs from base 194 to 871 and encodes 225 amino acids.